AUGGUGUCCACCCUCAUUGACUGUAUUCAUUCUGCCUCACAUGAGGUAGAUUUGCUAAUAGAAGGCACCUCCGCUUCUGGUGAUACGGCUGAAAUCUCUUAUAAGCUACUGAAAUUUAGAUUGGGAAACCUCAAGAUGGUUCUUCUCUGCGCCAAAAUGUUGGGCAUCGACUUAAGUCCAUCAUCUUUGGUAAAGACUGAAGGUUAUGUUCGAAAAAUCGCAGAGUUUAUUCCAACUUUUGAUCCUAAAAGCGUACGUGAUUACUCCUCUGCCCCUUCUUGGGUACUGGAAUACUGUAGGUCUCUUCUUACGCUUGCUAAAAGAUUGCACACUCCACUCCUAGAUGUCCCGCGCCAAUCGAUUUCUUUUCCUGUAAACCAAAUCCUGGAAUUCAUUAGUUUCUCCCUGGAGAAUCUAGAGAAUUAUCAGGAUUUGCGAAGGGGUCUCCCUUGCGAACUGCGUGAUGCAAUUAAAGCCUUGCAACAGCAGUUGACAUUCUUGCAAAGUCUCAUCCAGUUUGUCAUACAGAUAAAUGUUGAAGACCAGGAAGAUUUGUUGGCUCAUGCUAGAGCUGUCACUAUUGAUGCUGCGUUUCUUCUUUUCGAUGAUGGAGUUUCCAAGCGAAAUCUAUCAAGACUUGUGUUACGUGAAAGCUUUGCAGAAAACAAGGUGUUGGAGUUUUCAAGAUUGAUGCAAAAGAUCAAGCCUAUUCAUCCUCAGGUCUAUAAGACUUACACUGAAGCACUGAUCAGCUCGAAGUUUGGGGAAAAAUUACUUGUUCCUCCUGAUCAAGGUAAAGAAGAUGAUGAAUCCCUUACUGCAACCAGCAAUCUCCUUUCUUCUCUCGUUUCUGUUUUUUACGAGGAGCUGGCGCAGAGUUCCAGUGUUAUGUUUCCCAUCAAGGAUCAACUGCAAAAGCUCUAUGAAGGACUCAGGUCUUUAAGAAAAGUGAUACUCAAGCACCCCGAAAAACUUGAUUCCAAAAUGAGGGGAGACAUUGUUAAUGUGAUAUGUGAUGCUGGAGUCUUCAUUUGCUCAUUCCAAAUGAAACAUGUGGAUACAGAUCUUAGUCUCGUGAAGGAAUUGUCAGAAGCAAUCAAAAUGAUUGUUUUGGCAAGCCUUGGGAAGAAUGAUGCACAAGUAGCAAUGUUCUUCAACUCACGAAGCACUACUCAGUUGGCCUUCGUCGACUUUUUAAUAGAAAAGCUGAUGGAGCUGACAAGAAACAAUGAUGAACCAACUGCCAAGAAUUUUGCUCAAACCAUCCAAGAAGAACUUGUCUUCUUCAGAUCUUUCCUGGAGGAAACUGUGGAGUUGCCAAAUGAUCAUCAGGAGGAACUCCAAGCUCUCAGGGGUAGUAUUUUGGAGGUGGCAAACAGGAUAGAGGACCUCAUAGAGUACCUAUUGCUUGGCAAUCUCCCAGGUUCUGAUUCAGAAUCAAUUGUUUCAAUCAUGAAAACCAUUAGCAACAUUAAGUCGGAGAUCGAAGUCUUGAAGAGACCAGAAAUCGAACUGAAGAAAGUAACGGCGAUUCACAGUAAUGUGCAAUCAACUACUCCCUUGAUGACAAAGGAAAUUGUUGGCUUUCAUGAUCGGGCAAACUCGCUAAUCAGUCGCCUCAAGAGAGGAUCAAGGCAAUUGCGGAUCGUGGCAAUUGUGGGUAUGCCGGGUCUAGGCAAGACCACUAUUGCGGAAAAAGUUUACAAUGAUCCUUCAGUCUCGUACCAUUUCUCUGUUCGUGCCUUUACUACGGUUUCCCAGUCAUUUGACAAAAAGGGAGUGCUACUUCACCUGCUAAAACAAGUUGAUCUUGAAAAAUAUUCCCAGAUUGUUUCGGAUGCAAAUGCCGAAGAUGUAGCUGAGCAACUAUGGCGCAGUUUAAAAGGAAAGCCGUAUCUCAUCGUUUUGGAUGACAUAUGGGACAUUAAAGCCUGGCAAGAGUUACAAAGAUCGUUCCCUGAUGAUUCCAAAGGGAGUAGAAUCAUGGUUACAAGUCGCAGACAUGAUAUCGUUCCUCCAGAUAUGCUCGAUGAGAAAGUUUUUGAGCUGAGAUUACUCAAUGAGGAAGAGAGCCUGGAUUUAUUGCAGAGGCAGUUAUUCGGUAAAGAUGGUUGGCCCCCUGAAUUAGGUGAGCUUGGGAAGGAAAUUGUUGAAAUAUGCAACGGAUUGCCUCUGACAAUCCUUAUUGUAGCUGGAGUUUUAAAAUCCUCGAAGCCAGAGGAUUGGAAAAAAAUCACGGAUGGUUUAAGCUCUGGCGAUAUAUCAGACCGCUGCAGGGAUACACUGGAGCUGAGUUAUAAACAUCUACCUGAGCAUUUGAAGCCAUGCCUUCUGUAUUUUGCGACGUUUCAAGAAGAUCAACAGCUCUCGGUCAGGAGGUUGCUUUCGUUAUGGAUGGCUGAAGGAUUUGUACGGAAAGCUGAGAUGAAGCGCCUAUCAGAUGUUGCUCAAGAGUAUCUAUAUGAUUUGAUUGGAAGAAGCUUGCUUAUGGUUUCUAAAAAAACAUCCAUGGGCCAAGUGAAAAGGUGUCGCAUUCAUGACUUGCUUCAUGAAUUUUGUUUGCAGAAAUCCAAAGAGGAGCAGUUUUUCCAUUUCCUCGAAGGAGAUUGCGAAGAAUUGUCAGGAUUCAACGAGCCAGGGUAUCUGCAGAGGUUAUGCAUUCACUCCGUUGCAGAGGACUUCAUUCAGUCAGAGGUAUUCUGUCCACGUGUACGUUCUCUGCGUUUCAGAUACUCGGAAGAUCGAGUGUCGCAAAGUUUCACGUUAAUGAUGCACAUCUGCAAACGCCUUCGAGUGUUGGAUUUGGAGCAAGUUUAUUUAGAUGGCUGGAUUCCAAGCGAAAUAGGGCAGCUUGUCCGGUUGGCGUACCUUGCAAUCGGAGGCUUUAUGUGGGAGAUCCCUUCAUGGAUAGGUAACCUUUUGAAUUUAGAAACUUUAAUCAUAAAGGUUGAUGGAGUCGACAGGACACCGCCGCCAGAGAGUUUCUGGAAUUUGCGUAAACUGAAGCAUUUUUCCCUGUCCAGCCAUGACAAAACAAGUUCAAGAAAUAUGGAUGUUUGGUGGCCCCUGGCGAAUAUCGACAACUCGCCUGAUUUAUGCGAGUUAGAAAGUAUGGCUGGUGUGGCCAUUCCUUGUGAUGGCGUGGAAAGAGUACUGAAAAAGUUCCCAAAUCUUCGUAAGUUGGGGCUGAAUCUCUGCGGAUUUCCAGAUGAUUCGAGUACUCUUGCCCGUGUUGUAGUUCCUGAGGCUUUGAACCAACUGGAAUCACUUGAUGUCUACCAUGAGAAAUCUUACGAGCUUAAGGUUGAGUUUAGCUUCCCGACAAACCUGAAGAGAUUGUCUUUGCGUCAAUUUAAGUUCUCUGGCAGUAUGCUUUCGAGCAUUGGUAAACUGCCAAACCUCGAAUACCUUAAAUUAGACAGUGUGCAAUUUGAAGGGAACACAUGGAUAAUGGAAGACGAGCAAUUCUCCAAACUUCGAAUCUUGAAAUUGUUUUGGUGUGAGCUUCAUCAGUGGAGUGGUUCUGAUGAUCAAUUGGGGUGUCUUGAGAAGUUGGAACUUCACCGAUGCUACAAUUUGAAAGAGAUGCCGUCUUGUUUGGAAACCAUUCCGAUGCUUCAAACAAUCAAGGCCACUUCUUGUUCUCGAACAAUGGCAUGGUUGCUGAAGAAGAUUGGGGAACAACAGGUUGAUUAUGGAAAUUCUGAUAUGAAGAUUACCAUUUCUGACAUCUCUUGCUUUUCAGAAAUAUUUUUUUCUAUCAUGAAAGAUAUCACCAAUAUUAAGUCUGAAAUCAAAGUGAUGAAGAAACCAAAAAUCAAAAUUAAGAAAGUAAUGCCGGCUCAGAGUCACGUGCAAUCAGCUAUUCCCUCAGUGACAAACGAAGUUGUUGGCUUUCAGGAUCUGACAAACUCAAUAGUUGAUCGCCUCAAGAGGAAAUCAAAGAGCUUGCGGAUCGUGGCAAUUGUUGGUAUGCCGGGCAUAAGCAAGACUACUUUGGCUGUAAAAGUGUACAACGAUCCUUCUGUCUCAUACCAUUUUUGUGUUCGUGCCUUCACUACGGUUGCUCAAGGAAAGCGAGUUCUCAUUGUUUUGGAUGAUAUUUGGGAAGCUAAAGCCUGGCAAAAGUUGCAAGCAUCAUUCCCUGAUGAUUCCAAGGGGAGUAGAAUCAUUUUUACAAGUCGUCGUCACGACGUUGCUCCUCCAACUGGAAUUUUAAGAUCCACGGAGCUAAAGGAUUGGAAGACAAUCAUAGAAAGUUCAAGGUUUGGCAAUUUAUCAGAAAGGUGGAGGGAUACACUGGAGCUCAGUUAUAGACAUCUAUCCCAGCAUUUAAAGCCAUGUCUUUUGUAUUUUGCGACGUUUCAAGAAGAUCAAAAGGUCCCAGUCAAGAGGUUGCUUUCAUUAUGGAUGGCUGAAGGGUUCGUGCGGAAAGUCGACAUGAAACGCCUGUCAGAUGUUGCUGGAGACUAUCUGACUGAUUUAAUUAGAAGAAGCUUACUCAUGGUUGCCAAACAGACAUCCAUGGGCAGAGUGAAAAGGUGCCGCAUUCAUGACUUGUUGUAUGAAUUUUGUUCUCAGAAAGCCAAAGAGGAACAUUUUUUCCAUUUCCUAGGAGGUGGAGGGUACAAUGAAUUGUCAGCAUUCAACGAGCCAUGGUAUCUACGGAGGUUAUGCAUUCACUCUGGCGCAAAGGACUUCGUUGAGUCAAAAUUAUUUUGCCCUCAUGUAGGUUCUUUGCGUUUCAAAUACUCUGAAUACCGGGUAACACAAAAUUUCUCGCCAAUGAUGCAGUUGUGCAAACUACUAAAGAGUGCUGGAUUUGGAACAGAUUCAUUUAGAUGA
Molecule: messenger RNA, 4845 nt
Organism: Oldenlandia corymbosa var. corymbosa
Lineage: Eukaryota; Viridiplantae; Streptophyta; Magnoliopsida; Gentianales; Rubiaceae
Source: the annotation of a GenBank genome assembly